Molecule: messenger RNA, 672 nt
Organism: Triticum aestivum (bread wheat)
Lineage: Eukaryota; Viridiplantae; Streptophyta; Magnoliopsida; Poales; Poaceae
Product: glucan endo-1,3-beta-glucosidase GI-like
Exons: 1
Coding region: 67-513 (148 amino acids)
Biological process (GO): carbohydrate metabolic process
Molecular function (GO): hydrolase activity, hydrolyzing O-glycosyl compounds
Source: RefSeq, a predicted model, not a curated record
UCAAGUCAUCAACCAGAAAUUUAAGCUCGAUUGUUGGUUUCUUCUCGUUUGACACCGCAGCUAGCCAUGACGAUCGGCGUCUGCUACGGCGUGGUGGCCAACAACCUCCCGCCGGCGAACGACGUGGUGCAGCUCUACAAGUCCAAGGGCCUCACCGGCAUGCGCAUCUACUUCACCGACGCCAAGGCCCUCUCUGCGCUCCGCGGCUCCGGCAUCGCCCUCAUCCUCCACGUCGGCGGCACCGACGUGCUGGCCAACCUCGCCGCCAACGCCUCCAACGCGGCGAACUGGGUCCGGGACAACGUGCGGCCCUACUACCCGGCGGUCAACAUCAAGGACAUCACCGCCGGCAACGAGGUCCUGGGCAGCGACACGUGGAACAUCGUCCCGGCCAUGCGGAACCUCAACUCGGCCCUUGCCGGCGUAGGCCUCGACGCCAUCAAGGUGUCCACCCCGAUCCGGUUUGACGCGGUGACCAACACCUUCCCGCCCUCCAACGGCGUGUUCGCGUAGGCCUACAUGACAGACGUGGCCCGGCUCCUCGCGAGCACCGUUGCGCCGCUGCUGGCCAUUAACCUCCUAGACAACCGCUUGGUCUGGGUUGCACAACCGCUUGUCCCAGCUGGACAUUAACCUCCCGGACGAGGCGGUCAUUGACAGAAUCCUUCAGUC